AUGCAGCGACUUUUGCACAAAGAGAAAGGGGCGGCGAGCGAGAAGCAACUCGUCAUAAAACUCUGCGACAAGUACCUUUCGCAACGACCGACAGUCGAGCACGGCCGGUACACUGGCAGUCCCAGUCCCAAAUUAGAUGAAAACUUCAGUGAGGCGGAAAUCAGAACGGCACUCCAAGGACUCAACGGCAAGUCAGCCCCAGGACCGGACAGGGUGAACAACAAAACACUCAAAAACCUUGAUGACAGAUCUAUCCCCAAACUCACGGACUAUAUAAACAUCUGUUGGAAAGAAGGCUGCACCUCGGAGCAGUGGAAGAGGUCCAAGGCUAUCCUCAUACACAAGCCCAGAAAGCCGUUGAGCUUGAAGAACCUACGCCCAAUCUCUCUCACAUUGUGCGUGGGCAAGGUCUUGGAAUACUCCUUCCUGAACCGUAUCAACGGCCGCCUAGAAGACACGGAAGCCUACCCCCCACCCACUACGAUAGGCUUCCGAUCUCGCCUGUCCACGUAG
Messenger RNA from Dermacentor albipictus, 513 nucleotides. Lineage: Eukaryota; Metazoa; Arthropoda; Arachnida; Ixodida; Ixodidae. The record is from RefSeq and is a predicted model, not a curated record.